AUUUGAUACCAAAUAAGUGAUAAUUAGAUGAAAAACCGGCACAACUUUCUUCUUAAAGCCAUAAAUGAUGUCUUUUAAUGAAGAUAUUAAAAGAUAGGCUUUCGUUGAAUCAAAACUUUUGUCGAUCUCUUUGUCAUAAUUUGUGUUACAUUUGCGCCAUAUUUCGGAUUUAUUGCCAACUCUUACACGCAUUUCAUCAGAGUUUCAACGCAUAGAUUGUCACAAAUAGAUUGAUCCACAAGAAGACAACAGACUAUUAUCAUAACAAUGGAAACCGGGAAUGAAAUCAAUGAAUUUGACAUCGCUUUCGAAGAACUGGAAACUGCUUUCAGUGUUUGGUCGAUAAGCGGUGAUAUAAUGCGUGAAGAAGUGUCAGCGAUUGACAAGAAUGUGGUUCCGGGCGGUCAUAACAUAUUAGUGACCAGUGCUCUCCCGUAUGUCAAUAAUGUACCGCAUUUGGGAAACAUUAUCGGAUCCAUACUCAGUGCCGAUGUGUUUGCAAGAUAUUGUCGUCUUAAAGAUCUUAACACAUUGUUUGUGACGGGAACUGAUGAGUACGGGACGGCCACAGAAACUAAGGCUUUGGAAGAAAAGUUAACUCCAAAAGAAAUUUGCGACAAAUAUUAUAAAAUACAUAAAGACAUCUACGACUGGUUUAACAUUUCUUACGAUUAUUUCGGACGAACCACAACUCAGGAGCAAACUAUGAUAGCUCAAGACAUCUUCUGGGGUUUACAUCGAAACAAAUAUCUUUUAGAAGAAGAGACACAACAACUGUAUUGCCCGAAAUGUGAACGCUUUUUAGCCGAUCGUUUCGUUGAAGGUGUCUGUCCUUUCUGUACAUAUUGUGACGCCCGCGGCGACCAAUGCGACAAAUGCGGGAAAUUGAUUAACGCGAUUGAACUCAUUGAACCAAAAUGUAAACUUUGUUCCACUGGACCUGUCGUAAGAUCUUCGAAACAUUUGUUCAUUGAUUUACCUAAACUACAGCCUAAGAUAAAGGAAUGGUUUGAGGAAACAAGUAAUAGUACCGAUAGUUGUUGGUCACAAACGGCAAAAGUUAUUGCCAGUUCAUGGCUAAGGGAUGGACUUAAACCUCGAUGUAUUACACGCGACUUGAAAUGGGGAACUCCUGUUCCCUUAGAGGGCUUUACUGAUAAAGUAUUUUACGUUUGGUAUGACGCGCCUAUUGGUUAUCCAUCGAUGACAGCGCAUCAAAACAUCAAUUGGAAAGAAUGGUGGAAAAAUCCCGACGAUGUAACUCUCUAUCAAUUUAUGGGCAAAGAUAACGUUCCGUUUCAUGCCAUCAUAUUUCCCGCUUCUGAAUUGGGAACUCAUGACAAGUGGACUAUAGUUAAUCACUUAUCUGCUGUUGAGUAUCUUAACUACGAAGACUCAAAAUUUUCAAAAAGUCGUGGUAUAGGAGUAUUCGGAGACAACGCUAAAGAUACGGGAAUUCCGUCCGAUAUUUGGCGCUUCUAUUUGCUAUAUAUAAGACCCGAAUCACAGGACACCACAUUUAGUUGGACUGAUUUGAUGAACAAAAACAAUUCAGAACUUUUGAAUAAUUUGGGAAAUUUUAUUAAUAGAGCUCUAGUUUUCAUUAACAAUAAUUUCGAUAAUACUAUUCCUCAGAUGAAUCUUCUGGAUAUUGAGAAAACAUUAUUGGCUCAAAUUAAUAGAGAAAUCAACGCUUAUAUAGAUUUGAUGGAUAAAGUAAAGCUCAGGGAUGGUAUUCGUCACAUCCUAAGUAUUAGUAGAAUUGGCAAUCAAUAUAUCCAGGCAACGAAGCCAUGGGAAUUGGUUAAGAAAGAUAGAAGUGAUGAGGACAGAUUACGUGCGGCCACUAUAAUGGGAUUAUCAGCUAAUAUUGCAGCACUUUUAUCAGUUCUUGUCAUACCAUAUAUGCCCAACACAUCUAAUACUAUUCAAAAGCAACUAAACAUUAAAAUAAAUCUAUUACCGAAAGAUAAACGAAUGCAUUGCCUAUUAAAAUCAGGACAUAAAAUAGGAAAAGGUGAACCUCUCUUCAAAAAAUUAGAAUUAAAAGAAAUCGAAGCAUUGAAAGAGCGAUUUAAGGGAAAACAAGAGAAUACUGUUUCCAAUGGCAUCCCUGAAAUCAAUCCUAACUUCACGGGCGAUGAAUUAAAUGAAUUAGUGACACAACAGGGAAACAAAGUGAGACAAUUGAAGUCUGAAAAGGCAACCAAAGAUGUUAUCACUAAAGAAGUAGAAAUUUUAAAGAGUCUUAAGAAACGUUUAGCAGAAGUUAGUUCUCAACAAAAAUAAUUGCUGUAAUAAGCAUUGAAAUGUAAAAUUGGCAAGGUGCUUUCGAGGCU
Molecule: messenger RNA, 2339 nt
Organism: Oppia nitens
Lineage: Eukaryota; Metazoa; Arthropoda; Arachnida; Sarcoptiformes; Oppiidae
Gene: MetRS
Product: methionine--tRNA ligase, cytoplasmic-like
Exons: 4
Coding region: 268-2289 (673 amino acids)
Biological process (GO): methionyl-tRNA aminoacylation
Cellular component (GO): aminoacyl-tRNA synthetase multienzyme complex; cytosol
Molecular function (GO): ATP binding; methionine-tRNA ligase activity
Source: RefSeq, a predicted model, not a curated record